AUGCUGUCCCAACGACUUGCACGCGCCGCCCUGGCGACAGCUACCCCGCGCCAAGCUGCCCGUAUGCUCAGCGGCUCAUCGAUCACGGCUUCCAAGCACACCCCUGCGAUGGCAGACAUCAACCCCGAGGACGGCAGCGUCGAGGCCUUCAACCGCAAGCAGAAGGCAUUCCGAGAGCAGUUGGUGGCAGCUCAGAAGGAGCGGGAUGCUAAACGAGCGGCAGAAAUCGCCGAGAAGGAGCCGCCCCGGAAGGCAGGCCCCCUGACCAACCUCAUAUACGGCACAAAGGAGGGCCGCGAGCUUGACGCCCAGCUCGAGGCCAGCUUCAGCCAGGUCCUCGCGCGGGGCAAGUACGUGCACAGCAUCGUGUUCCACGAGGUGAAGCCCGACAAGGUGGAUGAGUAUGUUGAGCUUGUGGGCAACUGGUACCCCCGCAUGGCCUCCCUGCCCGAGAAUAAGGUUCAUCUGGUGGGAAGCUGGCGGACAGAGGUGGGAGAUGUUGAUACCUUCGUCCACAUCUGGGAGUACCAGCGAUACACAGGCUACCACACGUCUCUGCACAACAUCUCAUCGCAUCCCGACUUCCCCGAGUUCGACAAGAAGCUGAGGGCGCUCAUUACUUCCAAGAAGACAUCGGUAAUGCAGGAGUUCAGCUUCUGGCCCACCACUCCCCCGCGACAGCUUGGCGGCGUGUUCGAGCUCCGUUCCUACACGCUUAGUCCGGGCAACCUGCUCGAGUGGGAGACCCAUUGGCGGAGGGGACUCAAGGCGCGGCGCGAGGUGAUGGAGGGCGUCGGAGCCUGGUUUGUGCAGAUCGGCGACCUUAAUACGGUGCACCACCUCUGGCAGUUUGCCGACCUGGAAGAACGGAAGGUCCGUCGUGAAGAUUCUUGGCGCAUACCCGGCUGGGCGGAUACGGUCCACAAGACGGUGCCCUUGAUUCAGACGAUGAAGUCGAGGAUCUUGAUCCCAAUGCCCUGGUCGCCAGUUGCCUAA
Molecule: messenger RNA, 996 nt
Organism: Diaporthe batatas
Lineage: Eukaryota; Fungi; Ascomycota; Sordariomycetes; Diaporthales; Diaporthaceae
Exons: 3
Coding region: 1-996 (331 amino acids)
Cellular component (GO): mitochondrion
Source: RefSeq, a predicted model, not a curated record